AUAUGAGUAGAUCUAAUAGCAGCCACAUCAGUAGAAUCAAUGUGAACACCAAACUCCAUCUAAAAGGAAAUAAGGGAAGAUCAAUUCAAGAUAUCAAAAACUUGUUCGACACGAAAUCGAUGAAGAAGUAUUCUGAACAAUUGAGAAAGAACAGAUUUUCUAAAUAACAAAGUCAGACUUUCCCAAAUAAAUUUGGAUUUGAAACAGAAUGAAAGCCAAAUGUUCUUUACCAAGCGUUGAAAUAGCUCAUUCAAAUUAAGGCUUCCGAAUAGAGAACUCAAAAGAUCCAAACGCUUUAGUUCUAGAGGGUCUCUCCAAUCUCUAAACAAGGAAGUUCUAGUUAGUAAAGCUAGUGGGAGGAGCGUCUCUCAGCCUAGACCUCUUCUAUGUAAAAGAGAUUCAAAGAUAGUAAACCCUAAAACACAGAGAUCAUCUCCAAAGAGGAUUGGAAUAAUGGAAUAUGAGACACAGUUCUUCAGGACAAAUCUCAACAUGGGUGUCCUAAACAAUAAAGAAUACCUAACCAGGUGCAAGAAGAUUGACCCAAAAAUGGGAAGCAACAAAGUGUUUGGAAUCAUUUACUGCAGCCUGCAGGAUAUCUGGAAAGAUAAAAAGGAAUACUGAAAUCAACUCAGGAAUAUGAGAAAACACGAGGUUUUGAAGGCAGCUCGUAAGAACUCUGAGUAAUUUCUUAUGUAAAAUUUUAAAAAUUCCCAAAGAGUCUUCCUAUAUAUCUGCAAGCCCUACUAGAUGGAGACGCUC
This is a messenger RNA of Moneuplotes crassus, 762 nucleotides long. NCBI's taxonomy places the organism in Eukaryota, Ciliophora, Spirotrichea, Euplotida, Euplotidae. The record is from the annotation of a GenBank genome assembly.